This is a messenger RNA of Myripristis murdjan (pinecone soldierfish), 3035 nucleotides long. It is a transcript of the gene ptena, whose product is annotated as phosphatase and tensin homolog A. The coding region runs from base 913 to 2235 and encodes 440 amino acids. Gene Ontology annotation, biological process: phosphatidylinositol 3-kinase/protein kinase B signal transduction; negative regulation of cell population proliferation; regulation of phosphatidylinositol 3-kinase/protein kinase B signal transduction. The record is from RefSeq and is a predicted model, not a curated record. Gene Ontology annotation, molecular function: protein tyrosine phosphatase activity; phosphatidylinositol-3,4,5-trisphosphate 3-phosphatase activity; phosphatidylinositol-3,4-bisphosphate 3-phosphatase activity. The transcript is spliced from 10 exons. Gene Ontology annotation, cellular component: plasma membrane; cytosol; nucleus. Lineage: Eukaryota; Metazoa; Chordata; Actinopteri; Holocentriformes; Holocentridae.
CAGUAACGCGUUUCUUUCAGGUUUUAAUGAUUAAAACAAUUACUUAUGUCGUUUAUUUUCCAUAAUAUAAACAGAAAAUGUAGUCUAUUCAUUAUUAAUUUCAAUUACAACUGCGGGUCUUGAAUCAACUUCAGAACUAUAUGGUUAAGGCGGCAGGAUAUCAGUUCUAAAAUCCCAGCCUGCUCUAUCUUCUUUUUUUCCUUCGGUGGAGGCCAUGAUGGGAGCUUGAGAGUUCAGCUGGAGGGAGAGAAACGAGAAAAGAUGAUUCCCCGGGACGGAACUGUCAAACGAAUCUGUGCAGAUUUAUGAUCUUUGUAUAGUCAAUAUACAUUCAAGGUGGAGCCUGUCACUUUUUUCAGAUGUGUUUUUGGCAAUCAGUCGACGACAAUGUUGAUUCGUUAGAAGGCUUUUGGAUCAAAAAAAGAGGUAGCAUUAGCUAUUGUUGCUAGCUAGCUGUGCUAGCUAGCUAGUUAGCUAGCGAGCUAGCUACGUCUGGGUGACUGGAUACGGGUUUUGGGAACCGGUGAGUUCUCCCCUCGCUGUCAUUCACAGCGGCUGCUGUUGAGCCAUCGGUCUGGACCGUGUCUGACAUCUAACGGUUUUCCUGCGGAGAAUUGCAUGUAUUGUAUUUGGGGGUGUUUGCAAGACGAAUUCCAUGAUUGGAAAAGUUGGGCCUGCACGGAGGAGCAGAGCGAGGCCCGUCUUUAUGAUCCAGAAGAAGCCAUUCUAAUCCUAUCGACAACCACUGCUGGCUCUGCUAGCUAGCUCGUCUUUGCGAGGACCUGCAAAAUUAAGAGCAGCGAGCGAUCUAGAGCAAAGCUAUUGCCUGCGUCAGAAACGAUCAGACUCCGAAUACACGAAAACCUGGUUUUCAUCAUUUUAAAACCAUACGGACUCCUAUCACUUGCUACAAUGGCUGCGAUUAUAAAAGAAAUGGUCAGCCGGAACAAAAGGAGAUAUCAGGAGGAUGGGUUCGACUUGGACUUAACAUAUAUCUAUCCAAACAUCAUUGCUAUGGGCUUUCCAGCAGAGAGACUUGAAGGCGUGUACAGAAACAAUAUAGAUGAUGUUGUACGGUUUCUUGACUCAAAGCAUAAAAACCAUUACAAAAUCUACAACCUCUGCGCAGAAAGACACUACGAUGCUGCCAAAUUUAACUGCAGAGUUGCACAGUACCCCUUCGAAGACCAUAACCCGCCUCAGCUGGAGCUGAUAAAGCCGUUUUGUGAAGAUCUGGACCAGUGGCUCAGCGAGGACGACAAUCACGUGGCAGCCAUCCACUGUAAGGCAGGGAAAGGCCGCACAGGUGUUAUGAUCUGCGCCUAUCUGCUCCACCGCGGCAAAUUCCUGGAGGCGCAGGAGGCACUUGACUUCUACGGCGAAGUCAGGACAAGGGACAAGAAGGGAGUAACGAUCCCCAGCCAGCGUCGCUACGUGUAUUAUUACAGCUACCUACUGAAGAAUCAGCUGGAGUACAAGCCGGUGGCGCUGCUCUUCCACAAAAUGGUGUUCGAGACUCUCCCCAUGUUCAGCGGGGGCACCUGCAGGGACAGUACCGUUAAAAACAGGAGCGAGCCGACCCCUCAGGGCUUCAAGAAAGGGAAUUGGCAUUGGGAUCCGCAGUUCGUGGUGUACCAGCUCAAAGUCAAGAUUCACACGUCCAACCCCGCUCACACACGGCGUGAGGACAAGCACAUGUAUUUUGAAUUCCCCCAGCCGCUGCCAGUUUGUGGAGACAUCAAAGUGGAGUUCUUCCAUAAACAAAAUAAAAUGAUGAAGAAGGAUAAAAUGUUUCACUUUUGGGUGAACACUUUCUUCAUCCCUGGACCAGAGGAGAGCGGGGAGAAGGUGGAGAACGGGACGGUAGUGAACGAUGUAGACAGCCUGCCCGGCCAGCAGGCCGGGCCGGGUCAGGGCCAGCCCCAGAGCGCUGAGCGCAGGGACAGCGACAGGGACUACCUCAUCCUGGCGCUCACUAAGAACGACUUGGACAAGGCCAACAAAGACAAAGCUAACCGCUACUUCUCGCCAAACUUCAAGAUCUUUCAGGUGAAGUUGUAUUUCACAAAAACCGUGGAGGAGCCUUCGAAUUCUGAGGCAAGCACUUCAACAUCCGUCACUCCGGACGUUAGCGACAAUGAGCCAGACCAUUAUCGAUAUUCCGACACCACUGACUCUGAUCCGGAAAAUGAACCUUUUGACGAGGAGCAGCACACACAGAUCACAAAAGUGUGAACUCUUUUUAAAAGGAAGAGAAGAAAAUAUACACCAGAAAAAGGAGAAAACUUGAAUAUGAACUCAAAAAGAAGAACCUUUGUCCCUUUUCCUCCCCCAGACGGCAAUAGAAUAUCAUCAUGUCAAAUGCCAAUUUUAGGGAAAAAAAGAUGAAUAUCCUGACCAAUAUAUUGUUUUUAUUAUUGUUUUUUCUUUGGCACGGCUGUGUACCAUAUGCGAGGUAUCGACACUGUUGCCCCGUGGGAAAAGGUGCUGUAGCUCUAAAAAUGUGUUUAUAUAUAUAUACAUACGUAUAUGUAUAUACAUAUAUACAUGCAUAUAUAAGCAAACUUUUUUUGUGUGUCAAAGACAAUGGAAAGAGUACCACAAUCAGGAGACGGGAGUUGAAGUGUGGGAGAAGUUAGAAAGAUAUACUAGGACUAUGCUGCUCCUUCUCCUGUCUAAACCAAGGCCAGUGCUGCAGUCACUUUGUUUCUCCCUCUCUUCUCCUCCUCUCCCUUCUCCUCUCAUCUUCUACUCUCCCUACCCUCCAUCUCUCCUUCCUAUCCUCCUUUACUGUGAAUGCUUCUUGUGCUCUUUGCAGGCUGUCUCGUGACUUUUGGCCUUUGUGCAGUGCAAACUGCAUGCGGGCAGUGGGUUGGGGGUGGGCGGGGUUAUGAAGAGGCUGUGAUGAUGUCUAAAGCAUUGCCAUUCCUUUUCCCACUGUGUAUACGUUAAAUUAUGCAGAACAAGGCAUCCCAUGUAAUUGUCAAUGUUUUUUUUUAUCCUAAGAUAAUAAAAAUAUAAUACACAAAACAGCA